Messenger RNA from Melanotaenia boesemani (Boeseman's rainbowfish), 1636 nucleotides. Its product is annotated as gap junction alpha-3 protein-like. The coding region runs from base 19 to 1431 and encodes 470 amino acids. NCBI's taxonomy places the organism in Eukaryota, Metazoa, Chordata, Actinopteri, Atheriniformes, Melanotaeniidae. Gene Ontology annotation, cellular component: connexin complex. The transcript has 5 exons. Gene Ontology annotation, biological process: cell communication. The record is from RefSeq and is a predicted model, not a curated record.
UAGAAAAUCAAGUGAAGCAUGGGUGACUGGAGCUCUCUAGGGCGGCUGCUGGAGAACGCUCAAGAACACUCCACUGUGAUUGGAAAGGUUUGGUUGACGGUCCUCUUCAUUUUCCGCAUCUUGGUGCUGGGCACAGCAGCUGAAGACGUUUGGGGAGACGAGCAGUCGGACUUCACCUGUAACACACAGCAGCCUGGUUGCGAGAAUGUUUGCUACGACGAGGCCUUCCCCAUCUCCCACAUCCGUUUCUGGGUGCUGCAGAUCAUCUUCGUCUCCACGCCCACUCUCAUUUACUUGGGCCAUGUGCUACACAUUGUUCGCAUGGAGGAGAAGAGGAGGGAGAGGGAGGAAGAGCUCAGAAAGAUCGGACGGCAGCAGGAGGAAAUCCGUGAUGAGCAUGGAAAGAUCCGGAUCCGCGGGGCAUUACUGAGGACCUACAUCUUUAACAUCAUCUUCAAGACUCUGUUUGAGGUGGGCUUCAUCUUGGGACAGUACUUCCUCUAUGGGUUCCACCUGAGGCCGCUCUAUAAAUGCAGCCGCUGGCCCUGCCCCAAUACUGUGGACUGCUUCAUCUCAAGGCCCACUGAAAAGACAAUCUUCAUCAUCUUCAUGCUGGUAGUUGCAUGUGUUUCUUUGGUCCUCAACCUGCUGGAGAUCUACCACCUGGGCUGGAAGAAAGUCAAGCAGGGGGUCAGUAAUGAGUGUGUUCCUGACACUGAGUCACUGCUGGGUGCAGAUGAGCCUGGAGAUGCAGAGACGAUUCCUGAGCUGACCUUUCCGUCAGCUCUCGACUGCUUGCCAGGGUAUGCUAAUAUGGGUAGCAGAGCAACCGGGGGAGGAGCUUACAAUCCAACUGAGGCCUCCCCUACAGUAAUCUCCUCAAACCCUAACUUGGCCACUGCCCCAGCGCCUGUGGGACUCAAGAUGGAUGGCGCUGCUUUCCAUCAAGAUGACUUCCUUUUGGAGGUGCUGCCUGCUUCUUUUUAUGGUAACGGUGAGAAAAUGAUUGUUGGAAGCCAUGGACACCCAGCGGAGAUGGAGCAGAACUGGAACAACAUGGCUCUGGAGCUCCAAAGUCUGAGUGGAAAAACCUCAUCCUCUUCUUCAUAUCCUCCUCCUCUUCCCUCUAGUCCUGCCUCUGUCUCUUCCUCUUUACCUCAGGAGGAGAUGAUACUUCCACAUGAGAAGCAGCACUCCAUGUUCCCCACACUCCCUCGGAAUACCCCUCUUUCUCCAAUCGCACCAGAGGAAACGGUGGAUGAAGAAACCACCAUGGCCGCAGCACCUUGCAUGGUUCCACAACAUGACUUCACAGUGGUAACCACUGUGGAGAUGCAUCAGCCUCCUUCUGCAGGGACUGAGAUCAGGAAGCCAAGUCGGGCCAGCAGGAGCGUCAGCACACGAGCUCGUCCUGAUGAUCUGGAAGUGUAGCUAAAAUUUUCAAUGAAGAGAGGGAUGCACAGUGCAGAUGACUAGAGGACAGCAAUAAAUCAGGCCCACCCUGAGAUGUAGCCCACAGACUCCUCGGGCUUUGUGUCCGUUCAGGUAUCUUCAUCUUGUUUCAGUGUUUACAAAAGGACAUCUCUCCAGAUACAUCAGGGUUAAACAAUAUAAAUGUGUAAAUAUAUAAAUGAUU